AGAAUAUGACACAAGCCUGUACCACGGCGGCCUGCUUUGCAAAUCGCACGACAGGAUUCGCUUUGUGUGAUAUUGUAUUAUUAAGGGAGGGGGAGGGAAGGGAAAAAUCUCCGAGCGUGCGUUGUGCGUGUCCGACACGUGCGAAUACGAGGAUUUGAGGGACCAGGUGGCAUUUUUUUUGUGCGAUGCAUGGUGUGCGUUAUGUGUGUUACGGAGGAAAAGGGUUUAGCCUUUUCUUCCCCCACGUUUUUUUCCGUCUGCUCUCCUCUUCAUUCCCCCUCUUCCCAUCCCUUCCUGUCAGAUCUUAGGACAAGACGUAAGGAAUGGGAAAGGGGGGGAGGUGGGAAAGGUGGUGGGUGCGUUCCGAAACUCUUCGGACCAGAAAAAUGCCCCCCCCUUUUCCCUCAUCCUCCCAGUAAUUCCAUUCUUCCAACCCGGGCCAGGGCGAGAUUCACAGACGUAUUUUCCCCAUCGUUGAUGAAAAUAGUAAUUGCAGCAACGUCCGUUCGUUGGUGCAAGGGCAGGCAAAGGCGAAAGUCCAAUCUCGCGCCCUAUUUCGUCUCUGCCCAGCCCAUCCUUCUGGCUUUCCCUUCGCCGUCGCUAAGGGACAAACCCCUGCGCCGUGGCUUUCGUCAUAACACGGUCGUGAAGCAGAGUCGAUGGUCGAUGGGGCAGCAAAGGCCGUUUGCAGGAUAGCAUCAAGUGGAAGAAAACGGAAUGGUUGAGGCAGUCAUGUGGCGAACCGAGAUUCCCGCGAAAAAGGGAAAUCGUACGGUGGGCGCCCGCCGCCAUGCUUGCCCUGCUUGAACAACCAGGUACAGACCCCGUACAGUGCCUAGUUAAGGUAAAU
Aaosphaeria arxii CBS 175.79 is the source of this 850-nucleotide messenger RNA. RefSeq lists its product as uncharacterized. The record is from RefSeq and is a predicted model, not a curated record. The transcript has a single exon. NCBI's taxonomy places the organism in Eukaryota, Fungi, Ascomycota, Dothideomycetes, Pleosporales. Bases 190 to 696 code for a protein of 168 amino acids.